GACAAGAAGCCCGAAACCGACAAACCCGGAAAGCCCAAACCCGAAACCGACAAAUCCGUCAAACCCAAAAAACCCCACAGCAACAAAACCACACCCAAACCAGACCUCGCCACCACCUCCUCCAACCGCCACCUCACCGCCGCCGAGAUCCAACGCCAGAAACUCAAAAAACUAAUGAGCGAGCUCAACGACGAGGCCGCCGACGGCGGCGGCCGCUCGGCCCCCAUCGUCAAGCUCGGCGACGCCUCCAUGGCUUCCCCCUUCACCGCCAAGCACGCCUCCGUGGGCCCCACCACUGACAUAAUCCGCCAGGGCCGCAGCACCCUCGUCACCACCCUCCAGAUGUUCAAAAUCCUCGGCCUCAACUGCCUCGCCACUGCCUACGUCCUCAGCGUCAUGUACCUCGACGGAGUCAAACUCGGAGACAUCCAAGCCACCAUCAGCGGCGUCUUCACGGCCGCUUUCUUCCUCUUCAUCUCGCAUGCCUCUCCUCUACCGCGCCUCUCUCCCCAACGGCCCCACCCGAACAUCUUCUGCUACUAUGUGUUUCUGUCUCUUCUCGGACAGUUUUCUGUUCAUAUUUUAUUCCUUGUGUACUCGGUGAAAGAGGCGGGAAAGUAUAUGCCGGAUGAGUGUAUCGAGCCCGACUCGGAGUUUCAUCCGAAUCUGGUUAAUACUGUGUCGUAUAUGGUUGGGAUGAUGCUUCAGGUGGCGACUUUUGCUGUGAAUUAUAUGGGGCAUCCUUUUAACCAGAGUAUUAGGCAGAAUAGGCCGUUUUUGUACGCGCUUGUUGGGGCUGUGGUUUUCUUUACUGUGAUUACGUCGGAUUUGUUUAGGGACUUGAAUGAUUGGCUGAAGCUGGUGCCUUUGCCGACCGAGCUGAGGAAUAAGCUGUUGUUGUGGGCUUUUAUGACGUUUGUGGUUUGCUAUGCGUGGGAGAAGUUUCUGAGGUGGGCUUUUCCGGGUAGGAUGCCGGCGUGGAGGAAGAAGCAGCGGGCUGCUGCGGCUACUGAGGGA
Molecule: messenger RNA, 1017 nt
Organism: Striga asiatica
Lineage: Eukaryota; Viridiplantae; Streptophyta; Magnoliopsida; Lamiales; Orobanchaceae
Source: the annotation of a GenBank genome assembly